CCAGAGCUGGCAAGUGAAUAUGAGGUUGCCCUUUUGCUAACAUGCAGUAGUAUUCAUUAGAAUAUCCAGCAGCCAGCGCAACUGUCAAGGCGGACUCAGAAGGGGAGAUGAAAACCUCCUGGAACUGUGUGUUCGUGUUUGAUUCUCUCCAUCCCUUUGUGAGGAUCUAUGCGUUUCCACUCUUAAAGCUUGGCAGCAAGAGGUGUUAUCUCUAGCACUGAGCUCAGCUUUAAAAGGAAAUUGCAAGACUCUAAAUCUGCCUGUCAGCCUCUGAUGAGCCUCUGAUUAAAAGAUAAAGCGAGAGGAGGACACCCCGGAUGAAUCAAGGAAAAACUUGCAGAGGGAAAUUUACACAAGCUCUGCUUUUUUUUGGGAUUCUCUUUUUUAGAAGAUUUAGAUUUUUUCUUUUUAAUUCAUAGUUUUGUACUGGACCUGCGUUUUAUGUACCUGAAGUCUGCAGUGAUUGCACAUUUGUUUGUCACACCAGCUGAGACAGAGAUGCUGUAAUGUUGUGCUUGGAUUUGGACUUCCUUUGAGAGGAUUUUGUUUUCACCUGAUCAGCGCUCCUUCACUGUUUGAAUCCGUUCUGAUCUGCCCUCCCACCCUUCUGCCCCUCUUUUUAUCCAGUGAACAUUGUGAGCUUAGUCACUUUAGCGACUGGGCAGUGAUUUCUAACGGAGGCAAAGUGUGUGAGGCUGGAACCGGAGUAGUUGCCUCCUACAGACCGAACUGUCUCACGUUCUUCGGGGUCCUCAGACUACACACCUCUGGGAGUUUGUCUUACCUGAUUCAACCAGAGGAGAGUUUAAUUAGAGCGUCUGCAAGCGGGACGGCCGGCCAAAAGCCAGGAUGCAGGUGUCAUUAGUGUGCACGGACCACCGUGGGGGGGUGAGCCGCACCACGGAGGACCGGCUAAACCGACAGAACGCCAACAGCCCCAGCACAGGCACCCGCAGCAAGUUCAGAGCAGUGGCGAUGGUGGCUCGCAGUCUCGGACAACUCUCUGUUCAGAGUGUGCCUUCGUCCAGCGAGCAAAGCAUGAAGACCGGCAUGAAGUAUAGAAACCUUGGGAAGUCGGGUCUGCGGGUGUCCUGCCUUGGACUAGGAACAUGGGUGACAUUCGGCGGACAGAUAACAGAUGAGAUGGCAGAGCAGCUGAUGACUCUGGCCUAUGAAAAUGGCAUCAAUCUGUUUGACACAGCGGAGGUGUACGCUGCUGGCAAGGCAGAGGUGGUGCUCGGAAACAUCAUAAAGAAGAAAGGAUGGAGACGUUCAAGUCUGGUGAUAACAACAAAGAUCUUCUGGGGUGGAAAAGCGGAGACUGAAAGAGGUUUAUCCCGAAAACACAUUAUAGAAGGUUUAAAAGCCUCUCUAGAAAGACUGCAGUUAGACUACGUGGAUGUGGUUUUUGCGAACAGACCGGACCCUAAUACACCUAUGGAAGAAACGGUUCGAGCAAUGACCCAUGUGAUAAACCAAGGCAUGGCGAUGUACUGGGGAACAUCCCGCUGGAGCCCGAUGGAGAUAAUGGAAGCGUACUCUGUGGCGCGACAAUUCAACCAGAUUCCUCCCAUCUGCGAGCAGGCUGAGUACCACAUGUUCCAGAGAGAGAAGGUGGAAGUGCAGCUACCUGAGCUCUUCCAUAAGAUAGGUGUGGGGGCCAUGACGUGGUCACCACUGGCCUGUGGGAUCAUCUCAGGGAAAUACGACGGCAGGGUGCCUCCCUACUCUCGGGCCUCUCUGAAGGGCUACCAGUGGUUGAAGGACAAGAUCUUGAGCGAGGAGGGCCGGCGUCAGCAGGCGAAGUUGAAAGAGCUGCAGGCAAUCGCGGAGCGGCUGGGCUGCACUCUGCCCCAACUCGCCAUCGCGUGGUGCCUACGGAACGAGGGGGUGAGCUCCGUCCUUUUAGGGGCGUCCAGCACCGACCAGCUGAUGGAGAACAUCGGAGCGAUACAGGUUCUUCCAAAGUUGUCAUCGUCCAUCACACACGAGGUGGACAGCAUCCUGGGGAACAAGCCGUACAGUAAAAAGGACUACCGCUCCUAACGCGCAGCGCGGCCCCGCCCAGCAGGGCUGCACCCGGGCUGCAGCCACAGCGCCCCCACCUUUGCCUGAUCCUCUGUUUGCUUGAGCUUUUACUGAGUGAGACCCUGGCGCAUGAGUCUGGCCACACCAAGGCCACCCAGGGCACCUCAUUUAGAGUUACAGGGAUAAGAUAAGUAAAGGGGGGGAAAAAAAUACAGUCACCUCCACAGGAGAGGAAGGUAAGAAAGACAAAAGUGGAAGAGAGGUUAGGGAUAUGCGCUCAUACUUAAAUCAGUUAUACAUUCAAUUCAGCUGAACUGUAUUUUAAAACCGUAGAGAAAAAUACCUUUUUAAAAAAAAAAAAACAUAAGCACACGCUUGCUUGGCAGCCAGAUUUCUCCUUUUUUUUGCUUUUUUUUCUGAGACUGAAUGCAACUAAAAGGAAGAUUAAGUUCAUACUGUACGAAUAUACGAGAAUAUCUACUCAGUUGCACAUGUACCAUAGCCAUGCAUUUGUUCCUUGAACGUUCUUGUUUACAAAACGCCCGUAGUGUACUGUACGAGUCCGUCAAGGUUAUCUGAAAAACCUUUUGUUUGUGUUGUCGACAUUGUCAGUGUGUGAGCCUCGUCGUGGGCUUUAACAAUCAGCACUUUAGUAUUGUCAGUAUAGGUGUUGGAGGGUCGCUCUAAGGAGGGGAGAGGAUUGGUAUUACAAUAGUCUUAUCUCAUAGCCAUUGCACUAUAGACUCAUAUCUCCUCCCGAUAGUUCCCUCUCCUCCUCAUCCUCCCUUUGUCUUCACUGGCAGUACGUUUGUCCAUCCUGAUGCUCCCGACGCUCCCGCUGUCUAAGCGUGUCGGUGGCGGCCAAAGUGAGGAGGGGGAAUGAGGCUCCUCCUCCGCUCUGACCAGUGAACCGUCUUUGACGACGAGUCAGGAGCGUAGGCCGAUGUGUCAACUCGUCUGAUUAGCUAUUUAUUCAUCCCUAAAAGGUAGGAACUGCAGUCGCAUUAAAUCACACGCAGUGUCGUACUUCACUGUGUCGCCCAGCCUCUGCUCUCUGUUCUCAGGCUGAGGAUUUACUGUGCAGGAAGUGGUCAUAUCACUGCUGGCUCCACAUCUCAUGGAAACUUCUCCUUGAUCAAAUUUUGUUCAAGUUGUUUUUGCCUUAUUUACAGUUGCAUCAGACUGUGCUGCGGGCUUUUGCCGUGGACGAGCAGCUCGGCAGCUGCACCUUCGGCCGACUGGUCUCAUGUCCCAAGUAAAUACUGGAAAGGCUGACUGGUGGAAGUGGCGUUAGUUGCGAGGAGGAGGUCCAGUUAGUCAGUGGGUGGCAGCAGCUCAGGGAACGGAGCAGGUGGUUUUAGUCGCGCGUUGGCGUGCACAUGGUCAGGAGGUCGUAUUUACUCGUCUGUCUUUCUUUCAUGUGUGGACACUGGGCAGGACCGGUGACAUUUUAGCGUGGCUUGAGCCAAAGAUCUUCUUCUUCUUCAUCUCUCUUUGAAAGAGCGUUUUCACUCUCACUUCCUGCAAGAUUAUAGAACUCAUCUUGGUCGCAUGUGCUGUCCAGCUUGUUAUCUAUCUAUGGUAUGGACUUUACUCCAUUUAUAUAUCUUUACUUGACCACGCUGUUAUACUAGUUAACAAAUACGUCCUUCAUAUACAGAAUGCAUAAGUACAGCUACUUGCUUUAGGAUCGGUAAGGUUUUGUUUCAGGUUCGACAUACAACCUGUGUCAGAAAUAUUACUGCAGAUUUUGACAGCGCCCCUAUAUCAUUCUCUCUCCUUUUGGGUGCUCUCUUACUGUGAUUAAAGCACAAGUGGAUAGCAUGUGAUAGCAUGGGCCCCCUUUUCACCCAGCUUACAGUACCUACGGGACAAGUAAGGUGAUGCCACUCCGCUUACUAACACGUGUAGGUAACAAGUCUUUACUAACAGCUGAUACAACUAUUGAUUCUUAGCAGAUAAUAAACAAGUACACAUUAAGAAAACAUUAUAUUCAUAUUAGUGUGAAUGCUGACAUGAAUGAGAUGUUCAAAUGGAGGGGAUAAUCAAAGUUUGCUUCGUAUCUCCUCCUAGGGGAUUUAUAACAGCAGCCAAGUGAUUUCAUGUCUCUGCUGUCGACCCUGUUUGCGUGUGUGUGUGUGUGUGUGUGUGUGUGUGUGUGUGUGUGUGUGUGUAUGGGGAGGGAGGCAACUAAAAGAAUCCCUUGCUUUAUCCUGUUGUAUUAGUUGAUCCCUGUAUAUGUUUGAUUUGCUGUGUCUGAGUGUUUUCUCAGAAGAAGAGGGGAAAAAAAGCAAAGAGUAUUUAGUUCAA
Molecule: messenger RNA, 4338 nt
Organism: Sebastes umbrosus (honeycomb rockfish)
Lineage: Eukaryota; Metazoa; Chordata; Actinopteri; Perciformes; Sebastidae
Gene: kcnab2a
Product: potassium voltage-gated channel, shaker-related subfamily, beta member 2 a
Exons: 14
Coding region: 850-2046 (398 amino acids)
Biological process (GO): potassium ion transport; transmembrane transport; regulation of action potential
Cellular component (GO): membrane; cytoplasm; juxtaparanode region of axon
Molecular function (GO): voltage-gated potassium channel activity; potassium channel regulator activity; transmembrane transporter binding
Source: RefSeq, a predicted model, not a curated record